AGCAGAGUUGACUGCUACGUUCCGUGCAUGCAUCUCAUAGUUAAAUGUACACCACGAGUCUGUCUCUCUGGUACGUACGUGAUAGGACGCGUCGGUGUGUGUGUGCAUGCUAUAAUACGGCAAGUGUGGCAUAUUACAUGUAGUAUAAGCGAGCUUGAGCGAGAGCAACGAAGCGAUCGCGGUGUUGUUUAUAGUGUGACUCCAAUGAAAAUGGGUCGAGACGAUACUCGCUCUAUCAACUGAAUAACAUCGGUGAGCCGACGCAAAAAAGUGCAAAAAUCGCGAGUGUAGUGUCUGUGCCAAGUAAUCUGAGUUUUUCCUCGUACGAGACUGCUUUUCUUCAUCUUGGUACCUUCUUUUUACUCUCUGCUCUUUUGCUGAAUCUACUUGCUCGAGCUCCUCAACGACUAGCUACAUAAGGCGCAUUUCCUCUUUUUUUUUUAAAUUCGUGAGCUCCGAGUAAAAACAAAAGCCAGAGAGAGAGAUAAGUUCACUGGGUAAACGGAGUAAAGAUUAUUCAACCGAAUUGAAAAGUGCACGUUGAAUCUUUUUCACGUCUGUCAAUUCAUUUGUCGCCAAUCUCCGAGAUAAAGUGGUCAGGCUGUGGCUCGUCAUCGUCGAAUCGGAAAAAACAAUUUCCAAGCGCGAGAAUCAAUCUCCGGACGUCCUACAACCUACGAGCGGCAUAAUAUUGAAUUUUUCACGAAAUAAUCCAAUAAAAAAAGUUGGCGCAUCGCGCAACAACAUCGGGGUCUCGAGCCAGGUCAGAGCUGCAGGCUGCAACCCGCAGUAGUAGUAUCGAGCAUUGCAGGCUCAUAAAAGCGUGCAUGCGCCUCGCUUGCAAAGCCUAUACGCAGUGCCGGCGCGCGUCUCGCUUUCCUCUCGUAUAUAUGCUGUUGUUAUAUACACUAUAUACGUGCUGCAUGCGAACCAAACGCGAGUGCAGCUGUGCAGCGUCACUUUUCUAGGAUUCCGAUUCCAAAGUGGGCAGCGUUUGAGAAGAGCAUAGCUCUCGAGAGGCGGAAUUUUUUGGUGCGUCUUGUGCUUCGCUCGUUGCGAGCAGUUCACGUUUCAGGAGAAACACAGCUUUGAUACGUCGACGGAGACGGGACGAUUUUGUUGCUGCACUCGAUAGCGUGGAAGCACGGCACGCUACUCGCGAUUGUGUAAUACUAGUUUAUAUACGUGCGCCUCAGUGUAUGUUCUCUCUUUUCCGACGAGACGUCCAUUCUGUGCGACAUAUCGUAAGGCUCAUCGUGCUCCGUCUAUGUAACAUCGUGUUUCUCACCAAGCUCCUCCAAGUCCUAGUCCAUUCCAUUUGACAAUUGAAUCAUUUCAAAAUUUCAACUCAUCUAGUGCUUGGUCUCUCGAAAAGAGCGUCGAUGGGUCGUAGCGACUCUAUGACCGGUGCAACGAGCAGCUCAGCUCAGGCUAUAACAAUUUACCAGCUCGAUAAUGUUGGACAAAAAUAUUCUUGUAAACAACAAAAGCAACGACGGUGUGACUCCCAUGAACAUUGAUUGUUCAGGAGAAACUAGUCUCAAAAGAUCUAAUAGUGCACCCAUGAUCAACGAAAUUGCUGCCACUAUGUCUGUUACAGCAACCACCACUCCUGCUCCUCCAAGAGAUGCUGUAUCCCCGUUUACUAAUUUUUCCAAUAUAUCCCGGUCAAGGAGAUUCAGCACAAGCAGUCCAACUGCAGCAGCUGUGAUGGCCAUUGGACCAAGAUUAGCACCAAGAGUAAAUCAGUUAAGAAGAGAGGAGUGUAUUGACGUAGUUGCUGGUCGUGAAGCAGCUCAUGAAAAAGAAAUUCAUAGUGCUAUACAAAUUUCCCAAUCUUGGGAAGAUUUGACAUUUGAAACUGAAAGUUUAACUUUCAAAGAUUCUUCUACAGAAUCACCUCCAUUAGGGACAUCAUCACAAGUUAAGCCAGAUAAAAAGCACAAAAAGGUCUUUGAUACUUUAAGUUUGAGUUUAUCUCCUGGUUCUCCAUCGUGUUCUUCACCUUCGCCUACAAGAUCUGGAUUAGGCCAAAGGCAAUGUUUUUCACCGAGUUUGCAUGCUUGCUCAGUAGCUUGGAAAAAUGGAUCAUUAUCACCAAGUCCAACUAGGAAAGCUUUUGCUACCAGAAGAAGUUUAAGUCCUAUUUCAAUUCGCCCAAGCUGUCUUGGAGGAGCAGCAAUGAAAAGAAAAUUUGAACUAGAUGAAAAUUCUGAUCGGUUGAUACAACCUCCUAUUAAAAGAGCCUUUAGUUUAGUCAACCCAUCACGAGCCGAAACAUCAACUAGUCCGUUUUCAACUCUUACUUUAAAUAGUACUGGUUCGGUAGGGACACCAGAGUCAAUAUCAAGCGUAGAUUCGCCGAAUUUUUCUAAUCAGCUUGCUGAAGAAAGUAGCCCUGCAUCUGGACGUAUGCAAAGUGAUGAUACUAGUAUGUCAGAUAGCAAUAGCAAUGGUAUUCAACAAGUAAAAGCCAUGGAAGCUGAAACAAUACCAAGCAGUCAAGAAAAUACAUGUGACGCUGAUAUUAGGUGAAUACUCAUCUCUGCAGUUUGUAAAGGUUUUAUGAAUCCUGUUUGUAAAUUUAACCCAUCAUCUAUCUAUUUCCAAAAUCAAGUUAUCGAGCAUCUCCAAAAUGCUUAUAAAACCUAGUCGGUAUAUUAAAUUAAUUCAUUGAGUGGUGCACCUGUGAUGUUAAUGAUAUAAAAGAUAUAUUAAAGCAAGUAUCUAUAUGAUUUUAGUACUUGCUUCUUAUAGUAUGAAUGCAUGUGAAAAAUUUAAUAUUCUAUGUGAGUUCAAUUGUUUAUUAUUUACAUAAUUUAUCAAGUAGUAUAGUUUAUAUAAAACAAAUUUUAAAAGUUUCAUCCAAAAUUCCAGUUUGCUAUUUGAUAAAGGGCUUUAAUUGAAUUUCUCGAAUAUCAAUUGUUCUUAUUUUGGUGCAUUUAUAAUUAAAGAACGUGGAAAGAACUUUUUACUAAAUUCAAAUUUGUAGGACAAAUAUCAAUAAUUUUAAUAAAUGUCUUUUAAUGCAUUUAUUCAUUUCAAGUUCAAGACAAGUUGCUGUGUAAUAAUCUCUAAAAGAUCACUAUUUCAAACGCCUAUAGUCCUUGAGUAUAUUUUAAACUUGAAAAAUAUUUUUAAAAAUUGUUCCUAACUCCUAUAUGAAAUUAAUAAAAGUAUGAGUAUCGGUUUGAGAAGAUAAAAAUUUUAAAUUCUCAUCAAAUAUUUUUUUGCUUUCAUAUGUUCAUUUAUAGGUUCAUUUGAGAAUAUAUAGAUAUAACAUCUUAGAGAGCUUUUAUAUUAGUACUGAUGAAACUUCAUAUUUUGAUCAUAAUUUUAUCAUUAAAAAAAUGUUCACUGAGUAUAUAAUUAGCAAUUUAUUAGACUUGCAUUUUUUAAUGACUGUUUAAAAAAAUUCACUUCUGAACUAAAAAUAGCGAAUUUGAUUAAGAAACUGGGUCAACCUAAUGUUUUGACCAAUCAUUUCUAAAAACUAUAAUUUUUAAUCUUGGGCUUCUGAUUAUUUAUGAAGUAUUGUUGUUAGCUAAAACAUAUGGAAAUGAUCAAAGUAGAGAAAAUAGAAUCCCAUUGAAUUUUAAUCUUUUUCUACGUUAUUACAAGCAAUAAUUUUAAUAUAUUGCAAACAUUUCAAUUUACACGAAUUCAUAUUUGUAUAUUAUUAUAACAAAAGAUUUAUUAAUCAAUCAAUUUUAACAUUUUUUAAAAUUCUUAUUUAUACAUAGUAAUGUAUAUCAAUGCUGAAAUAAACUGUGAUAUGCAAAAAAAUGAAUUCAAAGCAUAAAAUUACAAGUUUCUACAGAGACUGCAAACAAAUUGUUUAAUAUUAGUUGUUCCAUCUUUAAUAACAAUCUAAUAUUGGUAUUAUUAGGAUUACGUAAGCAAGUUGCUUUAUAUUAAUUAAUUCAAGUACUAGUUUAAAAAUGUAAUUUAUUAUACAUACAAAGGAAAUACAUUUUAAAAUUAACUUUGAAGAGUGAACAAUAUGUAUUGGGUGUAUAUAUUAAAAUAUCUGUAAAUAAAUAUCCAAUGUAUUCAAUGAUAACAAUGUAAUAAAAAAGUCUGUAUAGGCGUCAUUUAAAAAAAUAACACCUUAAAUCGAUGAUUUUUUUAC
Messenger RNA from Trichogramma pretiosum, 4132 nucleotides. RefSeq names its product protein FAM122A. The transcript is spliced from 5 exons. Bases 1456 to 2535 code for a protein of 359 amino acids. Lineage: Eukaryota; Metazoa; Arthropoda; Insecta; Hymenoptera; Trichogrammatidae. Gene Ontology annotation, molecular function: protein serine/threonine phosphatase inhibitor activity. The record is from RefSeq and is a predicted model, not a curated record.